Carassius carassius (crucian carp) is the source of this 5069-nucleotide messenger RNA. It is a transcript of the gene rab11fip1b, whose product is annotated as RAB11 family interacting protein 1 (class I) b. Gene Ontology annotation, cellular component: intracellular membrane-bounded organelle. The transcript has 6 exons. Gene Ontology annotation, biological process: regulated exocytosis. The coding region runs from base 152 to 4405 and encodes 1417 amino acids. The record is from RefSeq and is a predicted model, not a curated record. Gene Ontology annotation, molecular function: small GTPase binding. Lineage: Eukaryota; Metazoa; Chordata; Actinopteri; Cypriniformes; Cyprinidae.
CGCUCACUUGUUGCUUCACUGGAUAAGGUGAAACUUUUCCAGCGAGACAUUAACGGACCUUUGACACGUUGAAACUUCUCGCUGGGUAAGACAGCUCGCGCGUCCUGUUGUCUUUUCAGCCCAAACUGAAACGGGUUGGGUUUUCAUAGAAAUGUCUCUGGCAGAGCAAAGCCAGCAGUGGUUCCCCACCAGCGUCCAGGUAACGGUGCUUCAGGCGAGGGGUUUGCGGACCAAAGGGAAGAAUGGCACUAACGACUCGUACGCCGUCAUGCAGGUGGCCAAGGAUAAGUUCUCCACCUCGGUGGCGGAGAAAACCGUCGCACCGGUGUGGAAAGAGGAGGCCGCGUUCGACCUGCCGCUCUUUCACCCCAGUAACGCGGAGCGCUGCACCCUACAGGUGUGUGUGAUGCACCGGGCUCUGAUGGGACCCGAUAAAGUGCUCGGACAGGCGACCAUCAACCUCCUGGAACUCCAAGACAAUAAAUCCCGUAAUAAAACAGAAUGGUUCAAAUUGAUGGGCAAGACGGGGAAGGCUGAUAAAGACAGGGGUGAGGUACUCCUAGACAUUCAGUUUAUGAAGAACAACAUGACGGCCAGCAUGUACGACCUCUCCGGGCAGGACAAGUCACGCUCACGGCUUGGGAAGCUUAAAGAUAAGCUGAAAGGGAAAAAGAAAGAUGGGAUGUCGGAUUCUGCUUCUGCCAUUGUGCCUUCAGUCAGCCAGGUACUGACUGACAGCGAGGGAGAAGAAGAACCUGACUCCACACCUGGAGCCAAAAAGAAGAAUAAACUCAAAUCUCUUUUCAAACCCAAGCCCUCUCUGCAGCGUAACAUUUCCCAGUCCAUGUCCACGCUCGCCACCCUGCCUGAAAAAGACUCGGCCAUCAGUCUGAGCAGAUCUUCUGGCCUAAAUGUAGAGUCUCCUGAAGGCAAAAAGAAAUUUAAAUUUCUGAAGCACAAGCGGACCGAAAGCUCUGACAGCAAGGUUUCCCAGGGCACCGGCUCUCUUGGACUGGGCAUGGUGCAGAGCAACGUGUGCAUCAACGGCAGUCACGUCUACACAGAAGAACCAGAGAGCAGAGGAUCCAGGGCUGGUUCCACCUUCAGCCUGAACAGCUCAGGCCACGGAUCCAUGGAGGACCUGCGCAGAGGUCAUGACAGGAAAACCUCCAGUACCUCAGAGGAAGAAAGAAAGAGGAUAGAGAAGGAAGAGGAAAUGAAACAGAUUGAGGAAAAAAAGAGAUUGGAGAGGGAAGAGGAGAGGAAAAGAUUAGAAAGAGAGGAAGAGGAGAGGAAAAGGAUUGAGAGAGAGGAAGAAAGAAAGAGGAUAGAGAAGGAAGAGGAGCGGAAACUGAUUGAAAGAGAGGAGGAAAGAAAGAGGAUAGCAAGGGAAGAGGAGAGGAAACAGAUGGAGAGAGAGGAGGAAAGAAAGAGGAUAGAAAGGGAAGAGGAGAGGAAACGGUUUGAGGGAAAAAAGAGAUUGGAAAGGGAAGAGGAGAGGAAACAUUUGGAAAGAGAGGAAGAGGAGAGGAAAAGGAUUGAGAGAGACGAGGAAAGAAAGAGGAUAGAAAGGGAAGAGGAGAUGAAACAGAUUGAGGAAAAAAAGAGAUUGGAGAAGGAAGAGGAGAGGAAAAGGAUUGAGAGAGAGGAAGAAAGAAAGAGGAUAGAGAAGGAAGAGGAGCGGAAACUGAUUGAAAGAGAGGAGGAAAGAAAGAGGAUAGAAAGGGAAGAGGAGAUGAAACAGAUUGAGGAAAAAAAGAGAUUGGAGAAGGAAGAGGAGAGGAAAAGGAUUGAGAGAGAGGAAGAAAGAAAGAGGAUAGAGAAGGAAGAGGAGCGGAAACUGAUUGAAAGAGAGGAGGAAAGAAAGAGGAUAGAGAGGGAAGAGGAGAUGAAACGGAUUGAGGAAAAAAAGAGAUUGGAGAGGGAAGAGGAGAUGAAACGGUUGGAAAGAGAGGAAGAGGAGAGGAAAAGGAUUGAAAGAGAGGAGGAAAUAAAGAGGAUAGAGAGAGAAGAGGAGAGGAAACAGGAAGAGGAAAGGAGAAGAAUUGAGGCAGAGGAUAGAGAAAGAAAAAGGCUUGAGCAGGAAGAAAUGAUCAGAAUAAAGAACAAACAGGAAGAGGAAAGGAGAGCUGAGGAGGAGAGGAUCAAAGAGGAGAAAAGGAAUAGAAUGGAGGAAGAGGAAAAGGCUAGGAAGGAAGAAGAACAGAGGAGAAUGGAGGAAGAGAGACUUGAGAAUGAAAAGUUGCGGAAAGAAGAAGAGACAAGAAUGAUCGAGAUGCAAAGAAGACGCACUGAAGAAGAGGAAAGACUACAAAAGGAAAAGGAAAAGUUGGAAGCAGAGGAAAAGAGGAAAAGGAUAGAGGAAGAAGAGAGAAGACUGUCUGAGCAGAAAGAAAGAAGAGCAAAAGAAAGGUUACAUUUGGAAAAAGAGAAGCUGGAGCUUGAGAACAAGAAAAUGGAAGAAAGGAUGAGAGAGGAGCAGGCGCGAAAAAAGGCUGAGGAAGAGGAGGAGAAGAGGAAGCUGAAAGAGAAAGCAGACCAGGAGAGAAUCAGGCAAGAGAAAGUAGAAAUGGAGAGACAGAAGGAAGAGAAAGAACAGCGGCCUGUGGUGAAACCCAGGAGUGCUCGACUGAAUAAGAGUAAAAAAGCCCCUGAUGAGAUUAACCCGGACUACAUCCCAUCUGCCAAUCCCUUUGAAGAUCCUCUCUCAUUCGAUGAGAGUUACACCAAUCCCACAGUUUCUCAAACUGAAGCCCUCAAUCAGUCCACCAAAGUCUCUGCAGUCAAGCCAAGUUAUUCUGUUUCUGGAAUCUUCUUUUCGCAAGCAUCUAUCCCAAACACCAAUCCAUUCUUAGAUGACUCUGAUGUUGAUAGUGGAAACACUGAGAAAGUUGUUAAUUUCGGAGACACCGCAGAAAGGUCAGAUAAAAAACGACGUGCACCAAUGCCUCCCCUGAACAAGACGCAGAUGGGAAAAACAGACAUCCCUCCAAGAGCACCACCAAUUCCUGAAGCCACACAAGCUUUUCUAUCUAGAGGAUCUGAGGGCGAUGGAGACUCGGAUUCCUGCAGUUUACAACGGGACAAACGUCCUGCACCUUUACCACCAAAGAACAAGCAAGAAGUGCAAAAUGGACAUGCAGUCCAAUCUACUACACCUCUUCAUACCGGAGAACAGAGAACCACUAGAUUCCAGGAAAAAGACCAGACUAAUAAAAUGCGACCAGUUUUGCAAGAUGAGUCUAGGACCUCUGAUACAGUCAACUCUGGGAACACCAGUUUAACAAAUCUUAGCCAGGGUCAUCCCAGUAACAGACAAGAAACCAACCCUUUUAUAUUUACUGAGGUCAAAACAACUAAACACAACAAGGGACCAGCUCCAAAGCCUUUAUUACAGUCAAAAUGUUGCAAGACAUCUGCAUCUGAAACAGAACCCAACAACCUAGCAAUAAGUAAUUUCCAUUUGACUGGACACGAAACCAUUGCUGCCUCAAUCUCUUGCAUUGAUCAACUAGAUGAGUCGACUGACAAGCUUGAUGAUCUUCUUGCAUCUGAAGAGCCUUCUACAAAACCCGAGCCUGUGCACUCUGAUGACCUUUCCUCAAUAGAUUUACCAGCAAAGUAUAAACUAGUCUGUCUUGGAGAAGACGCACCUUCUAGGUCUGAUCCACUCAUUGGAAAGGUUCUCUGCAAUGUGAAUGAUCCUAAGAAUACUGAAAAUGUUUUGCUUGAGAGUGGUAUGUUCAAAAAGAAGAGUUGGGCCCCAUUGCCUCCUGCCAAAUUAGCAUCCGGCCAGCAACCAGAAGCUGCAUUGAACUCAACUAGUCAACCCAACAUACAAGAUCAAGACAAGUCACUAACUAUUAAUAGUAGCAAGUCAACUUCUUGUUUUACUGAAUCCCUGGUGAAGUCAUCUUCAACCUCCAGUCAAGUUCUCCCUCUUCUGAGAAUGGAAGCAAGUCAUGGGUCAGGGCAGCGGCCUCUCCCGCCUGUCCGAGUGUCACCUAUUGAAGUUCAGCCCCUCACUGGGCAGAAAAAUGGGAGUGAAAGUGAGAGAGCAGGUGAUCCUGCCUUCAAACCCUGCAGGCCCCAUGCAGUGAAACCCCUGAGCACCACUGACAAGCAACCAGACCUCAGAGAGACCCAAGAAGGUUCCAGAUCUGCUAAAAUUACAGAUGGCAUACAAGUCAAGAUGAAGGCCCCAGAGACUAAAGGGAAUGGGCCGUACUCCCAGCUAACCUAUGAAGAACUCAUUAACUUGUUGGAAAAGCAGAAGCAGCAGCUUUCUCAGAAGGAUGCUAAGAUUGGGGAACUGGAGCUUUAUAUAGACAAUCUUCUGGUGCGUGUCAUGGAGGAUAGCCCCAACAUCUUAAUGUCCUUGAGCUCCAUGAAGAAGUCAGUUUGAGUACUUUUGUAGCAGACUGGUAUGUCUUUAAUCUGCACUGCAAUCACAAAUAUGGGAUGAACAACAGUACAAGGUUGUGGGUAAAUCACAGAGGCUUUCACUAAAGCCAGUAGCUAUAACUGCACACACACACUAGUGCGCUGAAGAUCAGGGUGUAUACCUGAUGUCUUGGACACAAUGGUGACGACAUGAAUGUUUGUUGUUUGGCUUACUUCAGAUCCACCUAACCAUGUGACUGAUGCAUUCUUGUACAUGUUGAAAUAAAUCAUGUUAAGUAUUAUCUCCAAAGGUUUUUACGCUCCAUUUUUUUUCCUAUUUGAAUUAGUGUUAUAUACAUCAUCUAUUCAAUAUUUUGGUCAAAGCGUUCGAUGGACGCAACCCACGUGUUAUAUAAUUGAACAAAAUAGCACUACAUAUAUUCUUAAUUUUUUUUUUAUAUGUAUUACAAAGCUGUAAAAUAUUUUGUAGACAGAUCUCUGUAUUAAUACAUUGUUUCCUUUUCAAUUAAGCACUUUAAAAUAAUCAGUUCAUCUAUAAAUAAAGAAGGCUAUGUGAUCAUUUGUAUGUUAUGCCUUUUGUCAUGUCAACUGAAAGCUUUAUUAUUCUCUGCUUUUGAAAUAAAGAAUGUCACAGGCGUGGCUCUACAAAGGCCAGCGUCACAACA